Messenger RNA from Dicrocoelium dendriticum, 1018 nucleotides. Lineage: Eukaryota; Metazoa; Platyhelminthes; Trematoda; Plagiorchiida; Dicrocoeliidae. The record is from the annotation of a GenBank genome assembly.
AGUGAAGGUCUACGGCAAGCUUUCUUCGCAAUUCGCUGUCAAUAGCGGUGUGCGACAGGGCUGCCCUAUGUCCUCAUUCCUCUUCAACUUCGCAAUCGACGACGUUCUAUCGAAUGCUCUAGAAGGUUUCCAACAUUUUGGCUUAAAGCUUCUACCGGAUGAACGCGCGACCGACUUAGAUUAUGCUGAUGAUAUCGCCUUACUUGGUGACGAUCCUCAAGGUAUGCAACUCAUUCUGGAUUGUUUGGCGGUUGAAGCAUCUAAGUAUGGCAUGAGCUUCGCCCCAUCGAAGUGUAAAGUACUGCUCAAGGAUUGGCUUUCACCUGCUCCCGUGCUCACUCUCCAAGGUGCACAACUUGAACAGGUAGAUAGUUUCGUCUACCUUAGGAGCUGUGUUGCCGCUGACGGCAUUAUCAACAAAGAAGUUUCGCUUCGUAUCGCUAAAGCUCGAUCAGCAUUUGUCAAUCGGAGGCACUUGUGGCGUCGUCGCGACGUCUCAUUCUCACUAAAGGGCCGAGUUUACAGCGCAUCAGUUCGCUCAGUAUUGUUGUAUGGGAGCGAGUCCUGGCCGAUUCGCGUGGAAGACAUGCGUCGUCUUUCUGCGUUCGAUAACGGUUGCUUAAGGAGGAUCGCUCGUGUUCGGUGGCAACAUCGAGUUACCAGUAAUGACGUUCGACGUCGCAUCUUGGGGAAUGCAAGUAUUUCCAUCAACAAACUGGUUUUGUUGCGCCAGUUAAGAUGGCUCGGUCAUGUCCUACGCAUGGCACCUGAGUGUCUACCGCGUCGCGCUCUAUUCGCUCGUCAAGGACCUGGCUGGAAACGACCGCGUGGUGGUCAGCCUUCCACUUGGCGGCAGCACAUGAAAUCGCUGACGUCGCGUCUAGCCACUGUUGGACCCGUACGUCUUCCAGGAUGGGGACCCAAAGAUGAGGAGUGCCAAUGUCUUAGGACUCUUGAAGACAUGGCCCGCAACCGGAAUCAGUGGAAGAAUUGUGUACAGUGUUGUACUGAUUCACAU